GCCUGAGAGUCCAGAGGAUGAAUCUUAUCAACUGUCUGCUCCUCCUGCUGGCUGGACUGCUGGCCCUUUCUCGUGGCCAGCUGACCUUUGGGCAUGAUGGUGACAGUUGCUCCAGUAGCUCCCAACAGCAGAGUCUGGAGACAGAUGAGGGCUCCCCCAGCCUCAAGAUCACCCCUGCCAAUGCUGACUUUGCCUUCCGCUUCUACUACCUGAUAGCUUCAGAGACCCCAGGGAAGAACAUCUUCUUCUCUCCGCUGAGCAUCUCGGCUGCCUACGCCAUGCUUUCCCUGGGGGCCUGCUCGUACAGCUGCACCCAGAUCCUCGAAGGCCUGGGCUUCAACCUCACUGAGCUGUCUGAGUCUGACAUCCACAGGGGCUUCUAGGACGUCCUGCACACUCUCAACCUCCCCUGUCACAGGUUGGAAACAUGCAUGGGCAGUGAUCUGUUCCUGAGCCACCGCCUAAAGUUCCUUGAAAAAUUCCUGAAUGACACCAGGACCUUCUAUGAGGCCAAACACUUCCACACCAACUUCUAUGACACUCUGGGUACAAUGAAGCUUAUUAACUACCACGCCAAGAAGGAAACUCAAGGGAAAAUUGUGAAUUUGGUUGGUGAACUCAACAGGGACAUCAUGAUGGUGCUGGUGAAUUACAUUUACUUCAAAGGCCGGUGGGAGAAACCAUUCAUUCCCUCCAGGACCAUUCGCCAGAACUUCUAUGUUGAUAAGAAUACAUCAGUCAGAGUGUCCAUGAUGCUGCAGGACCGGGAGUACCACUGGUACCUUCGCGACCAACACUUGCCCUGCUCGGUGUUACGGAUGGAUUACAAAGGAAACGCGACUGCGUUUUUCAUCCUUCCUAACCUAGGCAAACUGAGGGAGAUCGAAGAGGUUUUGACUGCAGAGUUGCUAACGAGGUGGAACAACUUGCUGCGGAAGAGGACUUUUUACAAGAAGCUAAAGUUAUAUUUCCCCAAGUUCUCCAUUUCUGGCUCCUAUGUGUUAGAUCAGAUUUUGCCCAGGCUGGGCUUCAUGAAUCUGUUCUCCCGGUGGGCUGACUUAUCUGGCAUCAGCAAAGAGCGAAAACUGCAUCUACCCACGAGUUUCCACAAGGCCACCUUGCACGUGGAUGAGGCUGGCACCAGGGCUGCAGCAGCCACCAGCUUCGGGUUCACAUUUUUGUCUGCCCAGAUCAAUGAGCACGUCCUGCAGUUCAACCGGCCCUUCCUUGUGGUGCUCUUUUCCACCAACACCCAGAAUAUCCUCUUUCUGGGCAAGGUCGUCGACCCCACGAAACCAUAGCCCUCCCAGGGCUGCUCAUCUGUUCCAAGCAGGAGGAUGCAGCAGGGGAGGGCUGGGCAUGAGUAGCUCUGUGUUUAAGCUGGGGAGAAGGAAGAUGCUGAGGGUCCAGGACAGCAGGUGUUGGCUGCAGAGGAGUGGGGAGUGACACUGAGAUGGGCACGGCCUGGACACUCCGCUCCCUGGGGCUGCGCAGCCUGACAGAGCAGCCAACCUCUUGGAGCAAGUUCCUGUCUCUAGACACGGGGAGGACCCUUUCUACAACAGGGCAGUUGUACCGAGCCAACAACAUGAUGCCGUGAAGACCCUGGUUCAGUGUCUCGCAUGUGGUGGACACUCAAUAAAUGCAUCCUCUGCCUGUCCCUCUGAGGUUUGCCCCAGACUCCCCUGGCAGACCUGGUCCUAGACACAAAGUAUGAGGAGCUCCAGGUUCCAUUCCAGUAGGUUUUCCAGGUUUAUGGAAAGGGGACAGGGUGUGUGCAGUCAGCUGCCUCAGGCAGGGCUGGUACCUUGCUCCAGAGCAGGGGCUAAGGAAGCCACAGGAUGGCAGACACCACCAGAACGGACUCCACAGGGACCUGGCCAGGAGGACUUGGUGACACCAUCAGUGUGGGCUCCACAGGGACCUGGCCAGGAGGACUUGGUUACACCAUCAGUGUGGGCUCCACAGGGACCUGGCCAGGAGGACUUGGUGACACCAUCAGUGUGGGCUCCACAGGGACCUGGCCAAGGGAGCUUGGUGACACCAUCAGGGCGGGCUCCACAGGGACCUGGCCAGGAGGGUUUGGUGACACCAUCAGGGCAGCCUCCACAGGGACCUGGCCAAGGGGGCUUGGUGACACCAUCAGGGCGGGCUCCACAGGGACCUGGUCAGGAGGGCUUGGUGACAUCAUCAGGGUAGGCUCCACAGGAACCUGGCCAAGGGGGCUUGGUGACACCAUCAGGAUGGCCUCCACAGGGACCUGGCCAAGGGGGCUUGGUGACACCAUCACUGUGGGCUCCACAGGGACCUGGCCAAGGGGGCUUGGUGACACCAUCAGGGCAGGCUCCACAGGGACCUGGCAAGGAGGACUUGGUGACACCAUCAGGGAGGACUCCACAGGGACCUGGCCAAGGGGGCUUGGUGACACUACCAGGGUAGCGUCCACAGGGUCCUGGUCAGGGGAACCCAGUAAGGCACUAGCCCCUCCUGUGGCUACGGAGAUGUGGCCCGUAUCUCUCCCAGGACAAUGUUUGUGGUAAGGAGCACAUUGCAGACCUGGGGCCUUUUGUUUUUACAUCCAGUCUCUGUGCUCUGGAUCUUCGAAAAUCCUUGCCCUGUUGGGCCAUCAGUUUCCCCACCUCUCUGGCCCAGGUGGCCCAGCUCAGACUGUUUGAGUAUGUGAUGUGGGUCCACCCAGGGUCUGUGAGAAAAAAUCACCCCACCCACAAGGCAAGGCAGGUCGAUAGGACAUGGUUCUGUUUGCCCUGAGCCUCCAAUUUCUGGCAGAUGCAUUUCUCUGGGCAAGACCCAGUGGGUUUUCUUGAUGGUCAAGUCAUCAGCAGCAGCUGGGCUCCAGCACGAUCUCCCGCCCUUGACCAUGGACACGGAGUUCCCAGGAGAGGUAGAGCUGGGAACAAUCCAGCCAGGAAGGACCCUAUCUUUCCUUUUCCUUGGCCUGGCUCACCCUGUGCUUUCAGAACCUGGCAACAGUUCCCACACUCUUUCCUAUCAGCUGCUCACCCAUCUGCCAGGCAGCCCGUUUCACUCCCACUCGGUGGCAUCCAGGUUGCCAGCACAUUCAAAACCAGAAUUCCUGGUUGUAAGUCCCAGUUGAGCUCCUUAGAAGCUGUGUGAUCCUGGGGAAGUCAUUUCACCUCUCUGGGUAUCAGUAUCUUCGUCUAUAAAGUGGGAUGACCUCGUAGGGCUGUUGGGAGGAUUGAACAGUGACUGUAUAUGUCAAGUCUUAACAACAGUGCUACGCAAACAUUAGCUUUAUUAUGAUUACCCUCGUUCCCGUGGCCCUGACAGUCAUGCUACCCCCAUAGGCUCUCUCCCCACCAAAUCCCACUGCCAUCUGGGGACCCCAAAUCUUUCUCAUGUUGCCACUUUCACUACUCAGGAAAAUUGACAUUGAGUCCCAGCCAGGGGAAGUUCCAAAAAGGCAGAAGUUUUAUAGGCCCUUCUCACCAUGCUGGUGCCUGAAGUUCCUAACUGAGCUUCCAGAAGGUUCUAGGUAAGCCUUCAGCCCUCAGCUCUCCUCUCUUGGUAGAUCCACUGGGGGCAGAGUCUCCCCUCAGAGUCUGUCCUGGACUGAAAGAUGGGGCCUGUUACUUUAGGACCAGCUCAAAGAAUCUUCUAGGCUUUGGGAAUCAUGGCUGCCUGCCGCGUCCCUCCAGGGCACUUGCUCAGUGUCCAGGACGCCUAGGGCUGAUACUGUAAACUCAGCCAUGGGCUUCAGAACCAGACCCAGCUGACCCAGGCUCUUGGCUCUGGCAAACAGAACAUCUCACUGUCACAAACCCAGAAUUUUCAUCAAGGAGAAGGUAAUCAGAGGAAGAGGAAGGAGAGCCACCUCCAGUGUUGAUGAUCCUUUAAGAGUCAAAAUAUUCCGGGAUUUGUGUGACACCAUCCCUGGUCCAAAUAAUGCUGCAACCACAGGAAGAGGCUCAUUGCAAGGAAACCAGGAAAUUGAUAUUUGGAGCAAUAGACAGACCACUCUUUUACAGUGGAAACUUCCUUGCAAAAGGGAGGAAGAUGGAAGGAGAAAGACCAAAAGGAUUUCUCUCCCUUCCUGCCCCUAAAAUAUAGCCCUGAGCUGGACAUGAGUACAGCCACAGGAGAAUUUGACGAGGAAAUGUUCCAAAAAGGAAAUUGUCCAGCAAGACCAUUUUGAGUUAGUCGUACCAGCUCUGGGCUUCACUCAGGAGAAGCUGUCCAGUCAAAUGCCUGAGGACACCCAAGACCUCUGGGACUCAGGGAAAUGCACACCCUCCUUUCUACCCCUUGAUUUUAUUAGCUGAAAAGCAAGCCUGCUAAGCUCAAAGAGUGAUCCAUUUCCCCUUGUGCCUCCUGGGAAGCUGGAGUCUGUUUUUCAACAACCAGGCAAGAAAUAAAGUAAGGCCCAGGCUGACUCGCUCCCUCAUCUGGCCCCACAGAGGCAGGUGGGUGAGUGGAUUCCAGAGUGGAAGAGAAGCCCGAAAGAAGGUCAGGGUCUAGGGUUACUAUGGCAACAGCACGGCAGCGGGUGGGGGUGUUGAAUGAGCGAUGGUCUGAUGGAGAGAGAAAGGAAGCAAGUCACCCUCCAUUCAGCCUGGAGAGUGAGGCCUCCUUAUUCUGAUUCAUCCCUUCCCUCUGCUACUCAAAAAUAGCCAAUGGCUCCCUAUUGCCUACAAAAUAUGGUUCAAAGGCCUCUAUCUACAGCCAAGGCCCUCCCUGAUCUGGUCACUGCCUGCUUAUUCUGCCUCAGUUCUUCCUCUUGCUGUCAUGUGCCCAGUGACUGCAGUCACAGAAAGUCUUGUUUUCCCAGGUCCCCUGUAGAGUCCCACCUCCAAGAAUCUGUACUCUCUCAAGAUCUCACAGAAACCCCUCAUCUCCCUAAGGCAGACUGUCAACCCACCAUCAAACAUGGUUAGCCUGAGGAGAAUGUCUACUCCCACCCCCACCAUCCCUAUUAGAUAGGACAUCUCAAAGGGGGGCCCUGUUCACCCUGCACUCCUUCACCUCACCUGGCCCCAGUGCCAACUGGAUAUGAGAGAGGCCCAACUAGUAUCUGUUGCAUGAAUGAAUGAAUAAGUGAACGAACGAGUAGAAAAGGUUGAGCCAGGAGCAAGGUCACCGAGCUAUUUGCUCAGCAUCUUUACCCCUUGACAUGGCCCUGGAAUUGAUUGGGCAAAUAUUUA
Callithrix jacchus (white-tufted-ear marmoset) is the source of this 5180-nucleotide messenger RNA. It is a transcript of the gene SERPINA4, whose product is annotated as kallistatin. The record is from RefSeq and is a predicted model, not a curated record. Lineage: Eukaryota; Metazoa; Chordata; Mammalia; Primates; Cebidae. Gene Ontology annotation, molecular function: serine-type endopeptidase inhibitor activity.